Molecule: messenger RNA, 1734 nt
Organism: Saccostrea echinata
Lineage: Eukaryota; Metazoa; Mollusca; Bivalvia; Ostreida; Ostreidae
Product: growth hormone-inducible transmembrane protein-like
Exons: 8
Coding region: 120-1121 (333 amino acids)
Cellular component (GO): mitochondrial inner membrane
Source: RefSeq, a predicted model, not a curated record
UUUAUAUUCAGUUGUACGCAAACUAAACCAGAAAGAUCAAUCUUGUUGCGUAAGACAAACAUCCUAGCAGUUUUUCUGAAUAUAUUUGUUCCUUCUGUGAUACAUACCACUCCAGUAAAAUGCUUGCUACAAGACUGUGUCGGAUUCCUAUUACCAGUCUUGUCACUGGUAUUGGCAAGCCUCUGAACAAACCACAGUUAUGUAUGAGAACCAGAAUCCAGCAACUGGCGUCCGAUUCCAGGUCAGGUGCCACAAAACGAGCCCAGAGAAGAGGAAUCAAGGAGACACUAGCUGCCCCUGCAGGCGAAACAGCUUUCAGCAUUGGUAAAGGAGCGACUGCAGGGGCUGCAGUUGUUGGGUUGGGUUCACUUUGUUACUAUGGAUUGGCAUCCAAGGAAAUGUCAGCAUUAGAUCAGAGAAUAUUCUGGUCAGAAGAAAUCAAACAGAGAAUCCGUUCCACCUACUUUUACUUUGGGGCCAGUGUAGGACUUACCGCUGCUUCUGCUGUAUUCAUUGCAAGAACUCCAGCUCUCAUGAAUAUUGCAAUGAAAAAUUCAUGGGUGGCCAUUUUUGGCAGUAUAGCAGCUAUGAUUGGAACCAGCAUUAUGACACAGUCAAUCCCAUACAAAGAGGGCUUUGGAGCUAAACAUCUAGCCUGGAUGCUACACAGCGCUGUAAUCGGAGGAGUUGUGGCCCCCAUCACAAUGUUAGGAGGCCCCUUAAUGGUCAGAGCUGCUUGGUACACUGCAGGGGUUGUGGGAGGUCUCUCAGCCCUUGCUAUGUGUGCACCCAGUGAGAAAUUCCUGAACAUGGGAGGCCCUCUUGCUAUUGGGUUAGGUGUUGUCUUUGCUUCAUCAGUAGGAAGCAUGUUUCUCCCACCCACCACAGCCCUGGGUGCUGGAUUGUAUUCUAUGAGUUUGUAUGGAGGGCUGAUCCUCUUCAGCAUGUUCCUGUUGUAUGACACACAGAAAGUUAUCAAGAGGGCAGAGAGCCACCCUGUGUACAGUGCACAGAAAUUUGACCCUAUCAAUGCAUGUCUUGGAAUUUACAUGGACACAAUUAAUAUUUUCAUCAGAAUUGCCAUUAUUCUGGCCAAUGGUGGAGGAGGCAGAAGAAAGUGAACAGUGAAUUUAUUUACAUAGAUUUAAAAUUAUGUAUAAGCUCCUUGUUAGACUCAUUUGUGGUCAAACAAAUGAUAUUUCAUUGGUAUGAGAAAUAUUUCAUUGCUUCAAGGAAUAACAUUUCAGUGCUAUGAUGUAUCUUAUGUGAAUUGACAGCCAUGUAAAAGAACAAUUCUUUCACAGAUAUAUAAAUGUAUUGUUGUGUUUAAAGUCCAUCAGACCACAUUUUUUCUUUUCAUUCAGUUAGCAAAAUAUUAUUUAAGGAGGUAUAACCCACUUGAUAAAACUGUAAUGGAUUGAAAAUAUUUGAUAAAAAUUCAUAUGUUUGUGAUAUGUUUGUGAUAUUAAAAACUUUUUAAAAUGCAUGAUUUAGUGAUACUUGUAGUGAAAAAUCACAAUAGGAAGAAACUGAGACCUUGUUGGAAUUGAACUCCUUAUCUACAGUGUAUUGGGCAAGCACUGAUAUGUAGAUAGUAAUGAAAACUUGGUCUUUAAUUCUGCUUAUGUAAUCAUUGUAGGGAUGUCAAUUUUGUCAAUAAUUCAUAUUUGAAUAUUCAAUGAAAGUAUUCAAAUACAUGUAUAUUCGAAUAUUCAAUAAAAUAAAUUAAAUCUG